AUGCGCUCGGCGAGCCGGCAAACCAACCAUUUCGCCUACCGGAGAGAUCAGUUUGGGCUGCCCCGCAUGCUCCUCGUACAGAAGUGUCCUCCACAACGGUUGCGCGCAGCGCUAUUUCUAUUUGUAGCAGUGCGGCCCUCCGCCCCCCCGCAUGAGCUUCUCCCCCACGCAACGCGCCGACAACGUCUUGCAGUUCUUGGCGUACUUUUGCAACUGUCCGCGACAAUGCCGCAACUGUACGGCGACGAGAUCUACCACGAGGAAUCGGGGCUGUGCCUCAAGUGCGGCGGCGGCGAGGGCGCGCACCAGCUCAUCUACUGCACGCGGCAGAUCAUGCUGUACGGGAACAUUCGCCAGUGCGGUGGCAUCUGCAUGUACCGCAUGGAAAGGUCCGGUGCAUACAACUUGUGCUCCAUCUGCCCAAACUGCAGGAGGAAGCCCAUUGGCUUUGGAUCCUCCCUCAGCCAGAGGAGGAGGGGCGACCCGUGA
Chondrus crispus (carragheen) is the source of this 489-nucleotide messenger RNA. RefSeq lists its product as hypothetical. The transcript has a single exon. The record is from RefSeq and is a predicted model, not a curated record. Bases 1 to 489 code for a protein of 162 amino acids. NCBI's taxonomy places the organism in Eukaryota, Rhodophyta, Florideophyceae, Gigartinales, Gigartinaceae.